UCAUGGGGAUGCUCAGCCUGCCCGGCUUCCUGUCCUGCGGGAAGAAGAAGGACUUCAGCUUGACAAAUGAGAAAGAUGCCCACUCCAGCGACAGCGAUGAGAACACAGAGCGUGGAAACUGGUCCAGCAAAGGCGAUUACCUGCUGUCCAUGGUGGGCUAUGCCGUGGGCCUGGGCAACGUCUGGCGCUUUCCCUACCUCACCUACCAGAACGGAGGAGGUGCUUUUCUAAUCCCAUAUACCCUGAUGUUGGCAUUAGCUGGCUUACCCUUAUUUUUCAUGGAAUGUUCCCUUGGGCAGUUUGCCAGUCUAGGGCCAGUUUCUGUCUGGAGAAUACUACCAUUGUUUCAAGGAGUGGGCAUCACAAUGGUCAUCAUCUCAGCAUUUGUGACAAUCUACUACAACGUUAUCAUUGCUUAUGCGCUCUACUACUUAUUUGCCUCAUUUCAAAAAGUGCUGCCAUGGUCAGAUUGCUUUUCCUGGGCUGAUGAAUUCUGCAGCAAGACACGAAUAAUAAGUGACUGCAACGCAACCUUGGGUGGGGAAAUCGUUCAUGCAAACCACUCAGUCAUCGCAAGCUACAAUCUCACAUGUCUAAAUGGCACCAUAAACUACAAACCAGUGCAAUUUCCCAGUGAACAAUACUGGAACAAAGUGGCUCUGCAGCGCUCGAGUGGGCUGGACGAGACCGGCACGAUCGUCUGGUACCUGGCUCUCUGCCUCCUCCUGUCCUGGAUAAUUGUUGCAGCUGCCCUGUUUAAAGGAAUAAAAUCUUCUGGGAAGGUUGUCUACUUCACUGCACUCUUCCCAUACGUCAUCCUGCUCAUCCUGUUGGUGCGAGGUGCCACCCUGGAAGGUGCUUUGGAUGGCAUUGAAUACUACAUUGGGAGCCAGUCCAACAUCACUAAGCUGAUGGAGGCAGAGGUUUGGAAAGAUGCAGCCACUCAGAUAUUUUACUCCCUGUCCGUGGCAUGGGGUGGGCUUGUUGCUUUGUCUUCAUACAACAAGUUCCACAACAACUGCUACUCAGAUGCCAUUCUAGUUUGUGUGACCAACUGUGUGACCAGUGUGUUUGCUGGGUUUGCAAUAUUCUCCAUCCUGGGACACAUGGCAUUUGUGUCCAAGAGACCUGUCUCAGAGGUCGUGGACUCAGGGUUUGACCUGGCCUUUGUAGCCUACCCAGAGGCUCUCUCCAAGUUACCAGUUUCUCCUCUGUGGUCCUUUUUGUUUUUCUUCAUGCUUCUGCUUUUGGGUCUUGAUUCCCAGUUUGCCAGCAUAGAAACACUUACAACCACCAUUCAAGAUAUAAGCCCCAGAGUGAUGAAAAAAUUAAGAGUGCCUGUGACCCUGGGUCUGUGUGCAGUGCUCUUUCUUCUUGGGCUUGUCUGUGUUACUCAGGCAGGAAUUUACUGGGUGAACCUAAUAGAUCACUUCUGUGCUGGAUGGGGAAUCCUUAUUUCAGCUGUCCUGGAGAUAAUCGGCAUCGUCUACAUUUACGGAGGAAACAGGUUCAUUGAAGACAUUGAAAUGAUGAUUGGAAAGAAGAGCUGUAUGUUCUGGAUGUGGUGGAGACUGUGCUGGUUUUUCAUCACUCCUGUGCUGUUAAUGGCUAUUUUGGUCUGGUCUUUGAUCACAUUUUCACGUCCCACUUAUGGCUCAGUGUCAUACCCAAACUGGGGAACUGCUGUUGGCUGGUGCAUGAUCAUCUUCUGUGUCAUCUGGAUUCCUGUUGUUGCUAUUGUAAAAAUACUUAAAGCUGAAGGAAAUCUUGUUCAGCGCAUUGUCAGCUGCUGCCGGCCUGCAGCAAACUGGGGCCCCUACCUGGAAUGUCACCGAGGAGAACGAUACAGCCACGUUGUGGAUUCCAAGAAGCAAAGGGAGCACGAGAUUCCCACUGUGUCUGCUGCUGUGUACAAGGAGCAAUGUAUAUGA
Catharus ustulatus (Swainson's thrush) is the source of this 1931-nucleotide messenger RNA. It is a transcript of the gene SLC6A14, whose product is annotated as solute carrier family 6 member 14. The record is from RefSeq and is a predicted model, not a curated record. Gene Ontology annotation, biological process: sodium ion transmembrane transport. Gene Ontology annotation, molecular function: L-proline transmembrane transporter activity. Gene Ontology annotation, cellular component: membrane. Lineage: Eukaryota; Metazoa; Chordata; Aves; Passeriformes; Turdidae. Bases 3 to 1931 code for a protein of 642 amino acids. The transcript is spliced from 14 exons.